Molecule: messenger RNA, 1650 nt
Organism: Lindgomyces ingoldianus
Lineage: Eukaryota; Fungi; Ascomycota; Dothideomycetes; Pleosporales; Lindgomycetaceae
Exons: 5
Coding region: 1-1650 (549 amino acids)
Source: RefSeq, a predicted model, not a curated record
AUGAAUCGGGGGUGGUACGAUCAGCUCAUGAAGAAAGGUAAUGUGAGGACAGGGAUAAACCUCACUCGCAUGAUUGCACAGCUGAAAACAGACUGGACAAAUCGUGUUUUCUCGGUUUGGGAUCUUUUUCAGCAGCGCCACGAAAGAGCGCUGCGGAGAAGCUACAUGGAACGUGCAUGCAGACAGGAGCUUGCCGUGUGGCUGUCUGGUCUGGACCGAGAAGUUCGAGCUGAGCUAUUCAAACAUCCUGUGCCCUUUGAUUCCAUAAACACCACCUGGUAUUGUUUUGACCUACUAGCUUGCGAAGACUGGCUUGCAUUCUGCUGGCUCCGCACACCGUCUUUUUUUGUUCAUUGCGGGUGGGCUCGAGGCUCCCAUCUCCUUUCUCUAGUUAUCCUUGAAACCUACAACUGCACGUUGGAACGCCUGCAUAUUUGUGUGCACGGGGCCGCUAUCUCCAUAUCGCUCUUAUUCCUCGGUACCAUUCCUCGAUACCAUUCCUCCGCCUCAAAGACGAUAGCGACCUUCGAAGCACUAAAUUCCAAAUCUCAGAAGUGCACCCUGAGACCUCCUAAGCGGCAACUACACAACACACCUUCUCGCAACCUAAAACGGCUUCGCAACAGUCCUAGGAUACCUUUCGUUUCUCCUUAUAAUAAAAACACCCUCAACAUUCCAACUCUCCAAUUUUCAAAUUACCACUCAGCGCUCACAACAAUGACCCGCCACCACCAUCCCUCCUUCGACCAGUCUCCCCGCCUAAUACCGCGUCCACUUCCCCUCCGCAUCUUCUCACUCCUCUCCCUCCUCCUCCCUCCCACCCUCUAUUUAAUCUCUAUGUCCCUAACCCUGGCCACUCAAUACACCCCCAACUACUCCCUCACUUCCCUCCAAAACUCUACCGGCUUACCUUCCGGCAUCGUCCUCUCUUCCUCGCCAUUCUACGUCUGCGAUAGACUACCUUCCGAAGGGAUCGACUCCACAGCAGCCGGAGAUUUUGUGUGGGGGUGUAGGAGAGAGAGUUUGUUAGGUAAGGGCGGGAUGGGAAGGUGUUUUGCGAGGUUUAAACCGGGAUUGGAUGAUCGGCAGAUUUGCCAAAAAGUGGUAGGGAGUGCGCGGUUGUAUGUUGCGGGGUGCGUAGUGGUUGGGAUAACUGUGUUAGGGGGUGUUGGGGUUGCGGCGAUGGGGUUCAAGAGAGCUUGGGCGUUGGAGGAGACGGUGGGAGGCUAUGAGUAUGUGGCGGUUGAGGAGCAGAAGGCUGAAGGUGGGGAUGGAGAGCAGGGUGAUGUUGGUACUGCGGUGACUUUAGAAACUCAUAACCACGCCCACUCUCGGCCACGGGAUCGGAGAGUAUACACGCCAUAUUCUACAAAGAAUAUUUGGACUAGCAUACUAUUUACUUCGACUACUCUACUCGCGAUUCUGGCAACGGGGUGUUUAAUAUUCGCGCAGAUACUAGGUGUGCAGAGUCUGGUCAAUGAGCAGCAUCCCACGGCUGGCGAGACUCCAGGAGACUUCGCAAUUGGACGUUGGUAUAUGGGGACGCCAGCGCUAGUGUGGAGUACGGUAGCUUGGUUGAGUGCCGGGAUCGGGGUGUUUGUAGGGGUUGCAGGGAGGGUUGGUGGCUGUACAGCUGAAACGGAAACUUGA